AUGUGGUCUUCGUUGUCAAGCGGCCUCCUCCCCCUCGCCCUACUAUGUAAAUCCGUCACCGCAGACGACAAUUACAACAACCGCCUCGACACAACAGCCACAAACGCCGGCCCUCUAACAACAGUCUUCACACCCCCAGCAUCAUGCGCUGCACCCCGCACAGUUGCCAACUACGGAUACCCAUAUCUACUCGAAGGCUGUGAAGGCCCAUACGGAGACGAGUGCUGCCCGGAAGGAUGGAAAUACAAUGCGUACUUCAGUCCAGGCCGCUGUCCAACAUCCUACAAGACUUGCACUUUGCCAACAGGCGCACAACGCGCCGAGACGACAGCAUAUUGCUGUCCAAAUGGCUUUGACUGCGGAGGUCAGGGUUACUGUGCGAAAUCUUUCAACACAAUCUCCACCAUGACAUACGUGGAUGCGACACUCUCGACACAGCGCAAGAUCUAUGGUAUCACGGCAUCGCCUAUCCAGAUUCGGUUCAAGGCUGCUCAGUCGACGAUUGUGCCUGUGCCAACUGACUCGUUGAGCCUGCCGCGUCGGUUCCUGUAUACGCGCGAGAAGAUUGGAAUUGGGAUUGCGGUUCCGGUUUUUGUUUUGUUUUUGACGAUUGGGUUCUUUUGGUGGAGACGCAGGAGGGUGAGGAGGGCGAGGGCGGAGCCUGAACCGCUUGUUUCUGGGUCUGGAUCGGAGUCUCCAUCAGAUGAUAUGCCGCCGCCAUAUACUGGUCCUGCUGCUGGUUCUACUGCUGCUGGAGUAGAUGGGAGGUCUAUGUUGGAGAGGUUGACCGGGGGUGGUAAACGGCCUUCGUGA
This is a messenger RNA of Penicillium antarcticum, 813 nucleotides long. RefSeq lists its product as uncharacterized. The transcript has 2 exons. Lineage: Eukaryota; Fungi; Ascomycota; Eurotiomycetes; Eurotiales; Aspergillaceae. Bases 1 to 813 code for a protein of 270 amino acids. The record is from RefSeq and is a predicted model, not a curated record.